AUGGCCCUCUUAUGGUUCAUUGCUGCUCUUGGAUCCUUCCGUCGUCAAUCAAGCAGCAGGUGCAUUAGAACUCUUGUGUGGGCUGCAUACACACUACUGUUUCUCAUCUUUACAUACAUGAUUGGGUUCAUGCAGUCAUCAUCCAUCAAGAUUGACCUGUAUCCUCACAUGUCAGAUGCUUUUGUAGUUACCAGUGUCACUCUUCUAUUCACUGUAACCAUCUACAAGAACUUUAUACGAAUACAAGCUUGUGUACUGGCUAGCGAGUCAUGGCACUCAAGCAAACUGCUUGCUGACUACAUGAAGCAUGAUGCUGAUUCAAAUGAGUCUAGAUAUGACCUCAUUAGCUUGUCAGGCUUCAAUUACCUUGUAUGCUGGGUUGGUGCUAGGAUUAGGUCUGAGCCUCCUUACUACCAAAGAAAAUUUAUUGCAACAGAAAAUAUUAUAACAAUUGAGCAGAUUUGGCGUUGUAAUGGUAGAUUGAUGAAGUCCACUGAGGGUGCCCAAUUGAAAGAUAUAUGCCUUUCUUUUGCACUGUUCCAUUUGCUCCGGCGACGCUACUUUGGAUUUUCUUGUUCUGAAUCUGGCCUCAAAAAGACUCAUGACUUCAUCUUUAGAGGGCUAUUAGCUACCAAAAAGGAUUACAGUAGGGCUUUCAAGGUGAUAGAAGUGGAGUUGAGUUUCCUAUAUGAUUUUUUCUUCACCAAGUAUGCCCUCAUGUACUAUCGAGAAUGUGUAAUAAUCUUCCUUACCAUUAUUUCAGUCACAUUGACCCCUUUGGUUAUAGUGGCUGUAACUCGUGCGCAUGGAAUACAUGGUGAUUGGACCACAAUGGAAGCCAAGAAUCCUGAUAUUGUUAUUACUGUUCUAAAUUUAGUGUCACUUGCUUUGCUGGAUAUGUUGCAACUUAUACUGUAUUGGUUCUCAGACUGGGGUAAAGUUUCGUUAACUUGCAGGUAUGUCAGUCAUCUCUGGUGGCAAAAGAAUAGAUUCAUAGAGAAGGUACUUAUUUUCCUCUGCAAGAUUACAUUGCUUCCGAAUUGGCAGAACAAGAUUGGUCAGUAUUCGAUACUUGAGUCCUUUGAAGGCAAUAUUUGUAAGAGAUGGUUGAACAUUUCCAUUAGAUGGAGCAGUAUCAUUUAUCUUCAUGAUCAAGAGAAGAUGGGUAUUAACAUGGGUUGCUUGGUAAAUAAUCGCAAAGCAGGAAUUCCUGCCAAUGUGCACAAUGAAGUCAAGAAAGCAAUUGUGCAGUCUCUAAAGGCUAGCGAUGGCCAGCUAUCCAAUGGCUUGUCCUCCUUAACGAGAAAUGGUCUGCUUGAGCACUUCUCCUGGGCAUGCAGGCAAGAGACUCAAACACAUACAAUCUUGAUUUGGCACAUAGCUACCAGCUACUGUGAAAUUGCACCGCCUGAGUUGGAGUUGGGUGGGAGCAAAGAACAAGAAGAUUUUCUGAUCCAAUGCGAGGUUGGCAUCAAACUAUCAAGAUACUGUGCAUACUUGGUUGUGUUUGUUCCAGAGCUGCUACCAGAUCACCAAUGGGAUGCAAAAACCAUAUUUGAUGAGGUGGAAAAGGAAGCACGUGAAUACCUGGGAGGUGUAAAAACGUUACAGGAAAAGUAUCAGGUAAUGAAAAACCUGGGAGAACUAGAGGAAACAAUUUUUGCGAAAGGUGCAAAACUUGAAAAGAAAUGCAAGCAGCUGCUGCUCUGCGGGGUAUUUGCACCUGGAAUCCAUGGCAAGCAACUGCUCGAUGACACACCUGCAAGACCGAGCAGUAGAGGCAAGUAG
Molecule: messenger RNA, 1788 nt
Organism: Miscanthus lutarioriparius
Lineage: Eukaryota; Viridiplantae; Streptophyta; Magnoliopsida; Poales; Poaceae
Source: the annotation of a GenBank genome assembly